AUGAAUCUUUGUGUGACUACGAAUAUCCAGGAUCAGUUGACCAAGUUUUGGGAACUCGAGACCUGUAGAACAAAUAGUACUAACUCUGUAGAAGAAUCAGCAUGCGAGACGAUUUUCGAGCAGACAACAUGCAGAGAUACAACGGGACGAUUUGUAGUUACCCUACCGAAGAAACCACUGAUAAUUGAACAGCUUGGUGAGUCGAGGACUACUGCGAUGAGAAGAUUUAUGGGGCUAGAGCGACGACUUCAUGCAAAUCCUGAGUUGCGGAAUGCAUACACUGAUUUUAUCCACGAAUACCAGCUGCUCGGACACAUGAAGGAGGUUGCAGUACAAACAACCAAAACUGUCUACUAUCUUCCACAUCAUGCUGUCAUGAAACCGGAGAGUACAACUACAAAACUACGUGUUGUUUUUGACGCGUCAUGUCUCACGACCACGGGAGUUUCUUUGAACGACGCCUUAAUGAUCGGCCCUGUUAUUCAGGAAGAUUUGAUUAAUAUAAUUGUUCGAUUUUGCUUACAUCGUUAUGCAGUAGUAGCAGACAUCGCUAAGAUGUACCGCAUGAUACGUGUCCAACCUGAUGACGGUGCCUUACAGCGAAUACUGUGGAGAGAUUCUCCAACUGAUGAUAUCCGAACGUACGAGUUGACGACUGUGACAUAUGGUACAGCAUGUGCACCAUAUUUAGCAACGAAAUGUCUACAGCAGCUGGCUGACAUCAGUGAAGAAACACAUCCAACGGCGGCGAAAAUUCUAAGAAGAGACUUCUAUAUGGAUGAUCUUUUAUCCGGUGUAGAUCAGAUCCCACAAGGAAAAAUGGUUGUGAGUGAAUUGAUCAACCUGCUAGAUUCAGCGGGAUUCCCUCUCAGGAAAUGGAGUUCAAACUGUAGCGAAAUUCUUUCGGAUAUUCCUGAGCAUUUACAUGACGACCGCUCCCACCUUCAACUAGAUUCAUCCAACUCUGUCAUCAAAACACUUGGUCUUGUGUGGGAAUUAUCCACAGACACCUUCCAGUUCAGCACACCUAAGUGGGCCUCGGCAACCUUCAUCACCAAGCGUUCUGUACUGUCAGAUGUGUCCAGACUUUUCGACCCACUAGGACUGGUUGGCCCGGUCAUAGUACAGGCCAAGAUAUUCAUCCAAGAGUUGUGGAAGCAGCAGUGCGGGUGGGAUGAACCACUUCCAGCAGAACUUCAGGAUCAAUGGCAAUAG
Molecule: messenger RNA, 1215 nt
Organism: Toxorhynchites rutilus septentrionalis
Lineage: Eukaryota; Metazoa; Arthropoda; Insecta; Diptera; Culicidae
Exons: 1
Coding region: 1-1215 (404 amino acids)
Source: RefSeq, a predicted model, not a curated record